Messenger RNA from Cydia splendana, 1601 nucleotides. RefSeq names its product zinc finger protein 501-like. NCBI's taxonomy places the organism in Eukaryota, Metazoa, Arthropoda, Insecta, Lepidoptera, Tortricidae. Gene Ontology annotation, cellular component: nucleus. Gene Ontology annotation, molecular function: RNA polymerase II cis-regulatory region sequence-specific DNA binding; DNA-binding transcription factor activity, RNA polymerase II-specific. Bases 79 to 1476 code for a protein of 465 amino acids. The transcript is spliced from 4 exons. The record is from RefSeq and is a predicted model, not a curated record. Gene Ontology annotation, biological process: regulation of DNA-templated transcription.
UUUAAUCCAAUAAUUCUCAAAGAAUUCAAAGUAACCAAAUAAUUAGAUAGGCCGCCAACUUGAGCAAGUCAAUAAGUUAUGGAGUCUAGUGAACUGCAAACCGUGUGGGUGAAAACGGAGGCGAACGAUGUCACAGAAGACAAGCCUCCGGGGUCUGCCGUGGUUAAACUCGAACCCAUGGAGGGGGGCUUGAGCGAAUCCAAUGUUCCCGGAGUGCUGCAGCCCCACGACCUGGUGUUUACAAAACACAUGUGCGUCAAGGUCGAAGCGGAGUUUGUAAAGGACGAGGAGGGAGAGGGCGCAGGAGGAAACGAGACAGCAGAUCUUUGCGAGAAAGAGGCAGGACCAUGCCAGAACGAGACGGCAGAGGAAGGUGAACCGCAAGGGGAAGUUUCCCGCUCUGCCGAGGUCCCUGUCAGAAAUAAACGUGCCACUUCCAACUCGGACCGAUAUAAAUGCGAAUGUGGCAAAAAAUUCAAGCAAUUGAGCAACUUAAAGGAGCAUAGACGAAUACACACCGGGGAGAAGCCGUACGCCUGCAAUGUGUGCGAGCAGCGCUUCGCCAAACAGAACUCGUUAAAGAACCAUGAGCGACUUCACACUGGGGAGAAGCCAUAUGCAUGUGGAAACUGUGAUAAGCGUUUCAGGCUCUCGGGUACUUUGAAGAAACACGAACGUCUUCAUACGGGAGAAAAGCCGUAUUCGUGCAAAAUAUGUCAGAAAGCGUUUACACAGUUAAUCGGUUUGAAAAGACAUGAACGAGUUCAUUUAGAAGAAAGCGUCGCUACUCCCCUUCCCCUUCCCUGCGAAGUGUGUGAUAAGCGAUUUUCGUCCCCGAGCGAAUUAACCAGACAUCAGCGUGUUCACACCGGGGAAAAGCCGUAUUGGUGCGAUAUUUGCCAAAAAGGGUUUGCACAAUUAGCUGCGCUAAAACAACAUAAAAGAACUCACACAGGGGAGAAACCGUACACCUGCGAAACGUGUAAAAAGCGAUUCGCAGAUUUAAGAGUUUUAAAAGAGCAUGAACGAACGCACACGGGUGAGAAACCUUAUUCCUGUCAAACGUGUAAAAAGGAGUUUGCACGAUUGAGCACUUUAAAAAAACAUGAGCAAAUUCAUACUGGUGAAAAAAGAUUUUCUUGCGAUAUAUGUAGGAAAGAGUUCAGGCAAUCUGGCGCGCUCAGCCAGCAUAUACGAGUACACACGGGGGAAAAGCCGUACACGUGUAAAACGUGUCAAAAGGAGUUUCCACGAAUGGAUGCUUUGAAGAGACAUGAAAGAAUACAUACGGGUGAGAAACGAUAUUCCUGCGGAGUAUGUAAAAAGGAGUUCACGGAUUCUGGAAAUUUAAAAAAGCACGAAAGGGUUCACACUGGUGAAAAACCGUAUGCAUGUGAAAUUUGUAAGAAAGCGUAUAGAGAAUUAGGUAGUUUGAAGAAACAUACACGGACCCAUGCAGUUGAAACCAAUAAUUGAGUCCAUGUGCAUUAACUAUCGAACAUAUCAAUAGUUUAUCUAAUGUAUAUUAACGUUUUAUUUAUUAUACAGGGACUCUUGCAACAUAAAUAUUCCUAGUUCAGGAAAUCAAUGCUUGUUUUAUA